Lachancea thermotolerans CBS 6340 is the source of this 1416-nucleotide messenger RNA. It is a transcript of the gene ORC5, whose product is annotated as origin recognition complex subunit 5. The transcript has a single exon. Gene Ontology annotation, molecular function: DNA replication origin binding. The coding region runs from base 1 to 1416 and encodes 471 amino acids. Gene Ontology annotation, cellular component: nuclear origin of replication recognition complex; nucleus. Gene Ontology annotation, biological process: DNA replication; DNA replication initiation. The record is from RefSeq and is a predicted model, not a curated record. Lineage: Eukaryota; Fungi; Ascomycota; Saccharomycetes; Saccharomycetales; Saccharomycetaceae.
AUGGUAAUUAAUGUGCCCUCUGUUAAGUUCAGGGACUACCAAGUUGAUGCCGUCUCUUCUUUUGUAAGCGAGGACCCAUCAUUUGCUCCGCCAAAUGUCGUCAUUCAAGGGCAUCAUAGCUCAGGCAAGACAUUGACAAUGCGCAAAUUUUUUGAAUAUAACCCUCAAAUUUAUAAUUGCUGGCUGAAUCCAAUUGAGCUCGUGUCAUGGAAGCCGUUGUUGCAGCACGUUGCAAGGAUGAUAUCUUCGACUCUGGCAAAUCUCUUCCCCGAUAUAUCUUGCGAAGAACAAGAUGCUCUUGAAGCUGAGGACUUCUAUCUGCUUAUCAAGUUUUUGCAUGCCGUGCUUCGAAGCUACCAGCUUUUGGAAAAGGACAUCAGCCUUUUUGUGGUUUUUGACGGUUUUGAUCAGCUGCAAGAACUUGACUCGGAGCUUUUACCGAAAUUUAUCAAAUUGCAUGAACUCUUGCCUCCGAAUCUUAGAGUUCAACUUAAGUUUAUUUACAUCGUUCAUGAUACCGCGUUUCUAAGCAGAUACAGCACUUACAACCUCCCGACAAUCAUUUUUCCUAGGUAUAAACAUGAACAAGUUGCUGAGAUCCUACUUCAAAAAAAAGUUAGUGAAUACAUCGAAAGCGAGAAGCUACUUUGCAAGGUCGUUAGUUGCGGGCUUGAUCCAGAAGAUUCAACUUUUGAACAAAUUGCAGAGAAUUACAUCAAAAUCAUUAUUCAAGCAUUUCAUUCAUACACCGGUAAUGACAUAGUUGCACUAGGAGACUUGAUGGACUCGAAGUGGGAAAGCUACGUCCAAUCGAUUACCGCAGAAAACAUCAAUGAGCCGCUUUCUCUUUACCGUUCCAAUAUCGAUCUCUACACGACAACGGGUGAUACUUUCGUGGCAGAGGAGGAAGCUUGCGUUGAAACAGGCGACAGCGAGAGGGCCACAGCGUAUGAGCUGUCGUGUAUCUCAAAGUUUCUGCUCAUUGCUGCAUACCUUUGUUCUUAUUUAGAGCCGCGUUACGACAGCAAGAUUUUUUCCAAGAAGUCGCAUUUGAGAGCUGGCAGGUCAUCUUAUGGACGACGUGCUAAAAUGGAAACCAAUCCUCGUUACUUGCAGCCUUCCCUUUUUCCUCUCGAGCGCCUCUUUUCAAUUUUUCAGGCUAUAUUUCCAGUUGAGGAGCAAGAGAAUCAUAGCAUAUUUCACCAUACUGAGCCUAUGAGAGCUAACGUUGAAGUUUAUGAGAACCUUGCAGAGCUUAACAGCUUAAAACUCAUCACUACAGCAACUCCCAAGAACGUAGAUUAUCUCAGUUACAAACUCAAAUGGAAAGUCAAUGUUCCUUGGGAAAUUAUCACAGAGCUAGCAUCGUCAGUCAACUUUGAUAUAGCUGACUACUUUUCGGGCUUGCAUUAUUAG